Molecule: messenger RNA, 955 nt
Organism: Lolium perenne
Lineage: Eukaryota; Viridiplantae; Streptophyta; Magnoliopsida; Poales; Poaceae
Product: acyl carrier protein 2, chloroplastic-like
Biological process (GO): fatty acid biosynthetic process
Molecular function (GO): acyl carrier activity
Source: RefSeq, a predicted model, not a curated record
AGGUUUAGGUUUAGGGUUAGGAUUAGGAUUUAGGGUUAGGGUUUAGGGUUAGGGUCAUGAUUUAGGGUUAGGUUUAGGGUUUAGGGUUAUGGUUUUGGAUUUAGGCUUUUGCAGCUCCCGUGUCAGCAGCUACAGUUGCAUUACUUGAAGCCUCCCCAGUUUAGGGUUUAGGGUUUAGGAGAGCUAUUUUUGCACCUCUAUAGAGUUUUAGCGGAUAUGUUAGAAAUGCUCUUAAUAUACAUUCUUGGUAUUCUUCCUUGGGUCUCCCCUAUACACACAGUAAAAUGCUCCGAAUAUCUCCAACUAUAUCUAUGCUUAAUGUAAUUUUAUUGAUGAGAUGUUAGUGAAGAUCCAUUCUCAAGUUCCAGUUCUUGAGCAGGCCAAGCAGGACACUAUUGACAAGGUUUGUGGAAUAGUGAAGAAGCAACUAGCCGUCGCUCAAGACACGCCUGUAAACGGGGAAACAAUGUUCGGCGACCUUGGGGCUGAUUCGCUCAACACGUUUGAAAUUGUGAUGGGUGUCGAGGAGGCAUUCGGUAUCACGGUGGACGAGUCGAGCGCCCAGGAGAUCAAGACGGUGGAGGACGCUGCCACUCUUAUCGAUAAGCUCAUGAAUCGUGAUAGACAAGGAAGGUUGAAAUGACGGCACAUUUUCGUUUCUCCGACAUAGUUUUGAGGGGUGCCCAGUUUAGCCUUUGUUGUUGUAUAUACUUACUCUUUGUAAGCGUGAACCGGCGUGCGCGGUACGAUCCUCCUGGCUAAAAACUAAGUUAGCCGGACUCUAUCUAUAUAUGCAGAGGUUGUCUGUCUGGAUGCUAUCCCGUACUGAAUAAAACAAGGGAACUAGUUCCUCCCUGAGGCAUGAUUGCUGGUCUUCUAUUUGUGUCACUCGAAUGAGUAUGGUUGGAGUACUUCAGAACAAGAACAUUUGUGUCUAUAUACGUCAAUAUAUUCC